GUUUUAGGGACUAGCGAGCUAGGCCUAGGCCGCCGUGGCGGCGACUUUUCCCCGUUACACAUCAGCACUUUAACAACACCGGUAGUUGUCGCUCCUGGGUCUCCGCUUGAGGCGGGAGCUGCUGGGCCCCGCCGUCGCCACUGUCGCCGCCCCCGGGUCCGAGCCCCUGGGUACCCCCGCCGCGGCCAUGAAGCUUCGGGUCCGGCUUCAGAAGCGGACCUGGCCGCUGGAGAUGUCGGAAGCGGAGCCGACGCUGGGGCAGCUGCGCGCGCAUCUGGGCCAGGCCUUGUUGCCCACUUGGGGGUACAGUUCUGAUACCCGGUUUGCAAUUACAUUGAACAACAAGGAUGCCCUCACUGAAGAUGAAGAGACCUUGGCUUCAUAUGGGAUUGUUUCUGGGGACUUGAUAUGUUUGAUUCUUGAAGAUGCCAUUCCAGCACCUAACUUACCUUCAUCCACAGAUUCAGAGCAUUCCUCACUCCAGAAUAACGACCAACCCUCUUUGGCCGCCAGCUCUAACCAGUCCAGCAUACAAGAUGAACAACCGAGUGAUUCGUUCCAAGGACAGGCAGCCCAGUCUGACGCCGGGGAUGAUGACAGUAUGCCAGGGCCUAGUCAAGACGUUGAAGUGGAGUCAGUUCAGGAUACUGUGGAUGUGGAAGAGGGCACGGGUUUCUAUCCCUCAGAGCCCAUGCUCUGCAGCGAGGCAGUGGAAGGGCAGGUGCCCCACUCACUGGAGACCCUGUAUCAUGCAGCCGGCUGUUCUGAUGCCAGUGACGCCUUGAUCGUGUUGAUCCACCUUCUCAUGCUGGAAUCGGGCUACAUACCUCAGGGGACAGAAGCCAAAGCAGUGUCGAUGCCAGAGAAGUGGAAGUCGGGUGGUGUGUAUAAGUUGCAGUAUACCCACCCCCUCUGCAAUGGCGGCUCUGCUGCGCUCACCUGUGUGCCUUUGGGAAAGCUCAUCGUCGUCAACGCUACACUAAAAAUCAACAGUGAGAUUAGAAGUGUAAAACGAUUGCAGCUGCUACCGGAAUCUUUUAUUUGCAAAGAGGAACCAGAGGAAGAUGUAGCCAAGAUAUACAAAGAUCUUCAGAAGCUCUCCCGCCUCUUCAAAGACCAGCUCGUGUAUCCUCUUCUGGCUUUUACCCGACAAGCUCUAAACCUACCAGAUGUAUUUGGGUUGUUGGUCCUCCCACUGGAACUGAAACUACGGAUCCUCCGACUUUUAGAUGUUCGCUCCGUCCUGUCAUUGUCUGCAGUUUGCCACGACCUCUUCAUUGCUUCAAAUGACCCACUCCUGUGGAGGUGUUUGUAUCUGCGGGAUUUUCGAGAUAGUACUGCCAGAGCUCGAGAUACAGAUUGGAAAGAACUGUACAAGAAGAGGUACAAGCAGAGAAAAGACGCUCAGAGAGCACGCCAUUUGGUGUUCCUGCCACCAACCCACCCCAUUCCAUUCUAUCCCAUGCCCUUUCCUUCCAGCCCUCUCUAUCCUCCAGGAAUUAUUGGUGGUGAAUAUGAUGUAAGACCAGUACUUCCCUUUGUUGGGGACCCAAUCAAUUCACUCAUCCCUGGGCCUGGGGAGACUCCUGGCCAGUUUCCUCCACUCAGACCACGUUUUGAUCCAAUUGGCCCAUUUCCAGGACCUAACCCCAUCUUGCCAGGGCGAGGAGGUCCAAAUGACAGAUUUCCCUUCAGACCCGGCAGGGGGUGGCCAACUGACAGCCGGCUACCAUUCAUUUGAUUGAUUUGUACUCUUGUUCAUGAGCUUGUUUUGUUUUUUCAAACUCAGAUGUCAUCUCUUGGGGUGUUGAUCCCUAGUUUAUUUUCUGAUCCUGACUGUGGUGGUGAGAUGUGCAUUCACAGAAGCCUUUCAGUAGAUAUGUUACAGCUCCAGGGGUGAUCCCCCAGGCCCCAGGGCUACUGCUGUCAGACCCUUGGUCUGGGGAAUAGAUGACUUCUGAUUUCCUGCCUCUGGGUCCCCCUUUAGAAUGAAGGUUGUUUAUUGAUAAUGUUCUGCAUCAGAUUAAAAAAGUUAACAUGUAAACAAUAUGGCAGUCUUGACUUUUAUUGCAGAAAGAUACAUAAUCAAAACUCCAAAUGGCUUCACAAUGUGACUUGGACAUUUAAAAGUCAUCAGAGAACCUAUUCAGUGUCAUCCAGAUUACUGGUUACUGUAGGGGGCUUCCUUUUAAUUUUUUUAAUGGCACCCAUUCUUCAAAUGUAGUCACUGGCAGAAGCCCACUUUAUAAAACGAAUAAAAGAAGAGCUAGCCUGGUUGAACUGCCUUGGGGUGGGUGCUCUGGACAUCCCCCAGCUCAGUCGACCUGCUCUCUCUGCAGCUCUUUCUGAGGCUCCGUGGUGGAGCUUCCUGGGCUCUGUGCACCGGCACCGUUGGAAGACUGUUAGGUUACAGGGACGCACGUUUCUGGCUCCUGGGGUAGCUUGCUCCGAAUGAAUUUUUUUUUUCUCUGCAUUUUGAAUACUCGGUUCCUAAUUUGUAAUGUAAAUAGAUGACAUCUUUUAACAACAGUUUUACUGCUUAGGGUGCUUGUUCUUUAAAGCUCUCCUAUUACCUGAAGAACAUUUUGCUUUUAAUUGAAAUAGACAAAAUUCAAGAUUUAUUUUUCCUACAACAAGAAAAAGGCAAAACACAAGUGAUUUAUCAUACAAACACUGCAUGGAAACAUGCUGGAGUGAUAGGAAUUAAAAUCUGAACCACAACACAGGGAUAAAACUAUCAGGAUCUGCAGAAAACAUGUAGGAAUAUUGCCAGUAUCUUCCUGUUGUGCAUAUAAGGAAAUGGCUUGGGAUGCUAUGUGCUGUAAGAACACUGUGAAUUCUAUAUAUAAGUGAAAAUAUCGUUUGAUUCUACACAUAUGUAUUGAGUCUUUUUCCAUCACAGUGAAGAAAACUCAAUAACAUUUUUCUAGAGGCUAUGUCACUCGGAGUAGCUUAAUGGAUAGGUAGAAGGUUAAGCUGUUGACCUUUUUGUGUUUUUUUUAAUAAUAUAGGAGCUACUAGACAGUCUUCAAACAAGUGUCCACGUGAUGCCAUAUGGCUUUAAUUGGGCCUAGUUUUAAAAGGGCCACCUUGAAGCUUUGAUGGAUCCAAAUAUAUAUAAUUCCUCUACUACAUUUCUUUGUGGCCUUGUCAUGUGAAAUUGCAAUGUGUGUGGGCACGCAUGUGUGUGUGUGUUUGUGGUGGGAAUGGAAGGAUGUAGUGAUGACUAGAAGCACCAAAUACUAUAAAACAAUGAAUUUUCAAAGUGUAGGCAUUUUCAAAUGUUCCUUGAAUGAUGCUGGUGUCCCUGGAUAUAGGUGCUACUUUUCUAACCUUCCCUUGGACUUACUGGCAGACGUUACAAAUCUCUUAUUUUGGAAUACUGACAGUGUGCCCUAAACAUAAAUCUGCAGUCUUCUCAAAAUAGUUUAUAAUAAAUUCUUAGCAAAACGUAGCCCCUCGGAGCUUUUCCUUUCAAAGAGCUAAAUUUAUGGUUAGAAGCUCAUGAAAUCCUAGAUUCUUUUCGUUAGACUGAGACUGCUGAGUUCUGUGUAUUGCUGGUGUGUAACGAGAACGAAAUCAUGAUUUGGCAGUAGCCUGUGCACUGCAUGGUUUUGUGACAUCACCUUGAUAAAUUGUUGUGGAAACAAGAUAGUUGUAGAGCGCCAUGACAGACGCUCCACAUCACUGGCUUAUAGCCUUAAGGACUUUCUGUGGCCCCUUAUUUUCCCUUUUAUUUUUAUUAACAGGAACUUGCUCUCUUCCCUCCUCAUUUUCCCUGUUGAUAAGCAAAAGUUACUGGUUUGGCGUGAUUGAUAACCAAAUCGUGGGAGGGAUCCUCCCUUUCCGAUUUACUAUUUUAUGAUUCAUCAUGUAAAACGAGCCCUGGUGGCGUAGUGAUUAAGGAACUUGCCUGUUAACCAAAAGGCUGGCGGUUCAAACCCACCAGCUGCUGCCUGGAAACUCUUUGGGGCAGUUCUACUCUGUCCUUUAGGGUCCCUAUGAGUUGGAAUCAACUGGACAGCAAUGGGGCUGGGACCAUCCUUCCAUAGUGAAACUCUUCCUCAGCAGUCUCCAGUUGGUGCUCCUUUGCUGGCUCUCCUCUCUGGCCACUCCUUCACCAUCUCCUCCAAAGACUUUUCUUUCUGCACUCAUCCCUAUUCAGUCAGCACUCACUACCUGAGCACUCCCUCAGCUUCAUCUGCCAUCUACACGUACAAGGUUGCCCAAAUCGCAUUUCUUACCCAGUGGCAGGCUUAUACAGCCAACUACCUCCUCAACAUCUUCACCUCUGUGUCCCAUGGGAAUCUCAGAGUAAAUGUUCAAGACCACGCCUGUUAUCUUCCCCAACAAGCCACCUUAGCGCCUCCUCUUCCUCCUGUGACUACCAUCUCUUUGAAAGGAACCGCCAGUAGCUCAGGUACUUCAAAAAAAACAACCUGAGAGUCAUCUCGUCCUCCUUUAUCUCCAAGUGGUCAGCAAGUCUUGUCAACUGCCCUCCGCUGAUGUUUCUUAGGAGUCUCUGGGUGGUACAAAUGGCUAACGCGCUCAGCUGCUAACCCAAAAGUUGGAGUUCCAGUCCACCCAGAGGUGCCUUGGAAGAAAAACCAAAACCAAACUUGGAAUCAACUCGUUGGCAUUGGGUUUGGCUUUUUUAAAAUGUAAAACCAGUGUUGCACUCUGUCCUCUCUCAGUCUUGCUUAGCUUUUCCCAGUUCCUGCUUAGCUUAAUUAUCUCUCAUUCUUUAACAGAGCUGGAUAUACCUCCCUUUGCCCCUCCCUAUACUUGGGGCCCAGCGACAAGGAUUGACUUCUGUCCUAGCCUGGGCAGUAGCUGCCUAAUUAGAAAGCAUCAGAGAGGAGUCAGAGAAGUCCUGGUUCUCUGGUCUGCCAUAGCCAUGGUUAAUAUUCCUUUGGGUAGUCUCCAGUGGACUGUUGAAGAUGUGGAGUGGAUGAGGUUAUUGGGAAAUACGAGGUAAGUCACAUUAAAUAAAUGCUCAACCUUAACUGACUUAAAUAACUAUCCUGGGAUUCCUUCCCGGAGAAGCUAUAGCACUUAAGUUUCUGCUAUAGCACUUAAGUUUCUGCUGUUCUGCAUCAGAAAAGGUAAAAUGUUAAUUUACUUGGCGAGGCAACGUUCCCUUGCUUCUGCUCUGGUCGCUGAAUGAAAUGGCAGAGAGAGCGGAUACUUAAAAUAUGAGACUUCGGAAGUUGAAAUAAAAAAGUCAAUAUAAAAGCAAUGAAAAGUA
Messenger RNA from Loxodonta africana (African savanna elephant), 5248 nucleotides. RefSeq names its product F-box protein 7 (gene FBXO7). Lineage: Eukaryota; Metazoa; Chordata; Mammalia; Proboscidea; Elephantidae. The record is from RefSeq and is a predicted model, not a curated record. The transcript is spliced from 9 exons. Gene Ontology annotation, molecular function: protein kinase binding. Gene Ontology annotation, biological process: positive regulation of autophagy of mitochondrion. The coding region runs from base 188 to 1741 and encodes 517 amino acids.